CACGUCGGCGGCGGCACCUGGAGCCGGAUGUGCCAAGAUGGCUGCGGCUGCUGCUGGGAACGCGCUAGUUCCUCCUAUUGCCGCCGCCGUCGCCGGCUGGGUUUCAGUUCGCGGCUCCUGAGAAGCCAACCGCAGCUGAGCGGCACAAAUUAAAGAAAAGCUCUACCCUGCCUCCUUUCUAAGCAGCAUCUCCUUGCGCAAAAGACUCCGACAUGCAGCCACCGCCUCAGGCAGUCCCGCCUGCUGCGGCUGGACCACCCCCAGCUGGGAAUCCUCGGAGCAUGUUCUGGGCCAACAGCCCUUACAGGAAGCCAGCCAGUAAUAAUGCACCAGUGGCUCCCAUAACACGUCCACUACAGCCAGUAACGGAUCCGUUUGCUUUUAAUAGACAGACUCUUCAAAACACACCAGUGGGAAAUUCAUCCAAAAGCAGCCUGCCCAAUUUGCCUGGCCCAGCCCUCCCUGUUUUAUCUCAGUGGCCUGGUUUGCCUGUGCCGCCCACAAAUGCUGGGGAUAGCCCCACAAGUCUGCAUGAGCCUCAGUCGGGCGCUCUGUCACAGCCUAGAGCAGAUAGCAGUCUAUUUCCUCCUGCACCUGCCCCUUCUUCACUGCCUGGGCUGCAGGUGAGCAGGAGUGCUGAGGGUGAUCCCAGCUCAGGACCUGACGUCCAGAUGCUGCCACAUCCACCUCACUACAUUCCAGGAGUGGGUCCUGAGCAGCCUCACGGGGGCUAUCUGAAUGAUAGUGGGUCUGGGCCUGACCAACCCAUGAAUAGGCAUGUCCCACAUGAUGGUGCUGUGGCCCACACAGCAUCUCCUUUCCUCCCUCAGCCACAGAUGCCAGGUCAGUGGGGGCCUGUACAAGGAGGCCCUCAGCCCUCCUGUCAGCAUCACUCACCCUACCUGGAGGGACCUGUUCAGAACAUGGGACCCCAGGCUGCCAGCUUGGCCCAUUUUCCCUCUCCAUCUAGUCUGCAUCAGGGACCUGGCCAUGAGUCCCAUGUCCCACACUCGUUUACUCCAGCAUCCUUGGCCAGUGGUGAAGGGAAUGAGAUCGUCCACCAGCAAAGUAAAAAUCACCCAGUGAGUAGCUUCCCCCCUAAACACACUUUUGAGCAGACUUCCAGAGUUGGGAAUAUGUGGGCAAGCCCCGAGUUGAGGCAGAAUCCAGGACUGAAUAAAGAGCAUCUGCUAGACCCUGCCCAUGUGAACCCCUUUACUCAGGGAACUAGCCCUGACAACCAGGUGCACCAUCCCCCAGUGGCUGCAACUAACCAUGCCGUGCAAGAAGCAGCCUCUGGAGCUCUCUCAAUGUUUUUUCAAGGGGAGGAGGCAGAGAACGAGGAGAAUCUCUCAUCUGAAAAAGCGGGCCUUGAUGACAGAUUGGACUUGGAUAGCUUCUCUUCUACCUCCAGACUGGGCCAUCCACCACCUGGAGCUGGUGGUGUCUACCAGGCCUUUCUUAAAGACUCUAGCAGUGAGGCUGCUCAGGAGGGAGAUACGCAACCUUAUUUUUCUCAGUCUGUGGGCAUCCGUCUUGACAAACAGACCACUAUGACCCCUGCUAAUGAUACGUGGGGUGAUAUUCCCGGUGCUGAGACCCACUGUGCUAGUGGGCCACAGUGUGAGAAUGUUGAGAACUUAGAAUUUGUUCAGAAUCAAGAAGUUUUGCCACGUGAGACCCUGAAUGUGGAUCCCUUUUCCCUGAGUGAUCAGACCCGAUAUGGGCCCCUUCCUGGGCCAGCUGCCUCCAGGCCUGUUACUGUGGGCCUCACUAGAGGUGGGGGGCUAAAUCUUGAGGCCCCUGACCUACCACUGCACCCUACACGACCUGACAGUGUGUCAUCCAGCUAUAGCAGCCAUAGCCACAGAAGUCCUCCUGGGUCAACUAGACCCCAAGAAUUGGUGGGCACAUUCAUUCAACAAGAAGUUGGAAAACUUGAAGAUGAUACUUCAGGGAGUUUUUUUAAGCAAAUUGAUUCUUCGCCUGUUGGAGGUGAAACAGAUGAGGUGACUGGUAGCCAAAAUUACUGCAGCAGUCUGUCCCAGCCUUCAACCCCAAGCCCUCCAAAACCCACAGGAGUCUUCCAGACAAGUGCAAAUAGUUCUUUUGAGCCAGUAAAAUCCCACUUGGUUGGAGUGAAACCAGUUGAAGCAGAUCGUGCCAACAUGGUGGUUGAAGUGAGAGGUACCCGGAACUGCCCGAAGAAGCGCAGGGCAGCUGUUGUGCCACCUGAUGCCACCCCAGGAAACCUGGAACAGCCACCAGACAACAUGGAGACCCUGUGUGCACCUCAGGCCUGCCCUUUGCCUCUUAGUACCACUAGUGAGGCUGGGCAACUGGUUUCACACACAGCAGGGCCACCCUUGGAUACUGUGCGUCCAGUGCCUGAUAAGAGACCCUCAGCCAGGGCCCAGGGGCCUGUGAAGUGUGAGAGUCCAGCAACAACUCUGUGGGCACAAAAUGAGCUGCCCGAUUUUGGUGGCAAUGUCCUUCUAGCCCCUGCUGCCCCUGCACUUUAUGUUCCUGUAAAACCAAAACCUUCAGAGGUUCUUCAUCAUCCGGAAAAGGGAAUGUCUGGACAGCAGUCUUGGAAACAAGGGUCUAUGCCACCUUUGCAGAACCAAGACCCUCCUGGUGCUUCUGAGAACCUUGAGAACCCUCCCAAGGUAGGAGAAGAGGAGGCCCUUCCAUUGCAGGCAAGUUCUAAUUAUGCAAGUUUGCUGUCCUCACCACCCACUGAAUCUUUGCACAAUCAACCUGUCCUGAUUGCCCAGCCUGAUCAAAGCUAUAAUUUGGCUCAGCCCAUUAAUUUUUCUGUGUCCUUACUGAAUCCUAAUGAGAAGAAUCAGUCCUGGGGUGAUGCUGUGGUGGGGGAGAAAUCCAGAGUGAGCAACACUCGGGCUCUCAGUGGUGAUCCUGAAGAACAUGCUGCUUUGUCUGGAGUUCCAGCCAGUGCUGUCUCUGGCUCAUCUUUGCCUAGCAGCAUCACCCAGAAUUCUGCCCCUCGGGGUUCUGGGUCUUCUGAAAUGAUUGCUAGCCAGCCUGCCAGUUGGUUGGUUCAACAGCUAUCCCCUCACAUUCCUCAAAGUCAGCAUCCUAAUGCAGAAAAGGGUCCUUCUGAGUUUGUUAAUAGCCCUCCUGGAAAUACAAAUGUGAUGCUAGUUCCACCUGCAAACAGUACUUUGGUACCUAAUAGUAAUAAGGCAAAUCACUCUGGUAACCAGGAAGAAGCUGUUGGCGCCCUAGACUUCACAUUAAAUAGAACUUUGGAAAAUCCUGUGAGAAUAUGUAGCCCAUCUCAUUCAGAUGGCCCAGCUUCUCAGCAGUCUCUUGCCAAUCAUGCCAGACAAUCUGAGCCUGGGCUGCGUAACCAGGAUCAUUUCUACCAGCAGGUAACAAAAGAUGCUCAGGACCAGUAUAGACUAGAAAGAGCCCAGCCAGAGCUGGUGCCUCCUCGCCCACAAAAUUCUCCCCAACAAGUGCCCCAAGCAGCGUGUCCAGAGCCUUCAAAUCCAGAAAGCCCACCCACACAAGGACAGUCUGAAAGCUUGGCCCAGCCACCAGCAAGUCCAGCUCCAGUCAACCCAGGCCAGCUGCCACCUCGGCCACCACAGUCUUCCAGCGCAUCAGUUACAUCUACUAACUCCAGCCAGGCAGCUGUGCGGUCAGAGCAGCCGUGGCUACACCCACCACCUCCCAGUACUUUUGGCCCAGCACCUCAAGACUUGGCUUCCUACUACUAUUACAGACCCCUGUAUGAUGCCUACCAGUCUCAGUACCCUUCACCAUACCCAUCAGAUCCUGGGACAGCUUCCCUAUACUAUCAGGAUAUGUAUGGCCUGUAUGAGCCUCGUUACAGACCCUAUGACAGCAGCUCAGCAUCUGCUUAUGCCGAGAACCACCGCUACUCUGAGCCUGAGCGGCCCAGCUCCCGUGCAAGUCACUAUUCUGACCAGCUCACUCCCAGGCAAGGAUAUCCUGAAGGAUACUAUAAUUCCAAGAGUGGAUGGAGCAGUCACAGUGAUUACUAUGCAAAUUAUUACUCUGGCCAAUAUGAUUAUGGAGACCCCAGCCGCUGGGACCGUUACUAUGGGUCUCGCUUUAGGGACCCUCGUUCCUGGGACCGGAGGUACUGGUAUGACUCUGACCCUGAGCCAUACAGGAAGGACCACUAUGCCUACAGUGACAGGCCUGAGAAAUGUGAUGAUCACUGGAGGUACGACCCUCGCUUCACUGGGAGCUUCGAUGACGACACUGACCUCCACAGGGACCCCUAUGGAGAAGAAGCAGACAGACGCAGCAUCCACAGCGAGCACUCGGCCCGGAGCCUGCGCAGUACUCACAGCCUGCCCAGCCGCCGCAGCAGCCUCAGCUCCCACUCACACCAGAGUCAGAUGUACAGAAGCCACCAUGUAACUGGCGGAUCCUUUGAGGGCCCUCAUGCUCCAGGCUCAUUUCAUGGUGAUUAUGCCUAUGGCACAUAUGCCAGCAAUUUCAGCGGUGCCCAUGGCUUUCCAGAGUACAGCUACCCUGCAGACAGCUCCUGGCCUGCGGUGGAGCAAGUUCCAUCAAGACCAACCUCUCCUGAGAAGUUUACGGUGCCUCAUGUCUGUGCCAGGUUUGGUCCUGGUGGUCAGCUCCUUAAAGUGAUUCCCAACCUGCCUUCAGAAGGUCAGCCUGCACUGGUGGAGAUCCACAGCUUAGAGACCUUGCUGCAGCACACACCUGAACAGGAAGAGAUGCGUUCCUUCCCAGGACCUCUCGGCAAAGAUGAUACCCACAAAGUAGACGUUAUUAACUUCGCACAGAACAAAGCGACAAAAUGUUUGCAGAAUGAAAGUUUAAUUGACAAAGAGUCUGCAAGUCUUCUUUGGAACUUCAUUAUUCUGUUAUGCAGACAGAAUGGGACUGUUGUGGGAACAGACAUUGCAGAGCUUUUGUUACGGGACCAUAGAACUGUGUGGCUUCCUGGGAAGUCACCCAAUGAAGCAAACCUGAUAGAUUUUACCAACGAGGCUGUGGAACAAGUGGAAGAGGAGGAGUCAGGGGAGGCCCAGCUCUCAUUUCUCACAGACAGUCAGACAGUGACCACCAGCGUGCUGGAGAAGGAGACUGAGCGGUUCCGUGAGCUCUUGCUGUACGGCCGGAAGAAGGAUGCUCUGGAGUCUGCCAUGAAAAAUGGCUUAUGGGGUCAUGCUCUGCUGCUUGCAAGUAAGAUGGACAGCCGGACACAUGCCCGUGUCAUGACCAGGUUUGCCAACAGUCUUCCAAUCAAUGACCCUCUGCAGACUGUCUACCAGCUCAUGUCUGGACGGAUGCCUGCUGCUUCCACGUGUUGUGGAGAUGAGAAAUGGGGAGAUUGGAGGCCACAUCUUGCAAUGGUUUUGUCCAACCUGAACAACAACAUGGAUGUUGAAUCUAGGACCAUGGCUACGAUGGGCGAUACACUAGCAUCAAAAGGCCUGCUGGAUGCUGCACACUUCUGCUACCUGAUGGCCCAGGUUGGAUUUGGGGUUUAUACAAAGAAAACUACAAAGCUUGUCUUGAUAGGCUCGAAUCACAGUUUGCCAUUUUUAAAGUUUGCCACCAAUGAAGCCAUUCAAAGGACGGAAGCUUAUGAGUAUGCUCAGUCCCUUGGGGCGCAGACCUGUUCUGUACCUAACUUCCAGGUGUUUAAAUUCAUCUACUUGUGCCGCCUGGCUGAAAUGGGACUCGCCACACAGGCCUUCCAUUACUGCGAAGUAAUCGCCAAGAGUGUCCUGACACAGCCUGGUGCAUACUCUCCUGUACUGAUUAGCCAGUUGACUCAGAUGGCUUCCCAGUUACGCCUCUUCGAUCCUCAACUGAAGGAGAAACCAGAGGAGGAGUCCUUUGUGGAGCCUGCCUGGUUGGUGCAGCUGCGGCACGUGGAGAGGCAGAUUCAGGAGGGCACUGUGCUGUGGAGCCAGGACGGAACAGAACCCCAGCAGUGUCACGUCACAUCGGGCUCUGAGGUGGAGCAGUCAGAUGGCCCUGGACUCAACCAGCAGGCAGGGCCAAGGGCCGACAACCCUCUACUGAUGCCCAGCGCUGAGCCUUUGAUGCAUGGCGUGCAGCUGCUGCCUACAGCUCCUCAGACACUGCCUGAUGGCCAGCCUGCUCAUCUCGCCAGGGUGCCCAUGUUCCCAGUGCCAAUGUCUCAUGGCCCCCUGGAGCUGAGUCCUGCCUAUGGACCCCCAGGAUCUGCACUUGGCUUCCCAGAAUCCUCCAGAUCUGAUCCUGCAGUGCUGCAUCCUGGGCGGGCCCUGCCACCCACUACACCAGGUCUCCAGGAAAGUGGGCCUCCACUGCAGGAGGCCAGAAGCCCAGACCCAGCAGAAAUGGUGCCACAGGGCUCACCUGUCAGACACUCCCCUCCAGAGCUCAGUGAAGAGGAGUUUGGCGAGAACCUCGCUGAUCUGGGCUCCUCCAGAACAGCACAGGACUUGGAGACCUCCCCAGUGUGGGAUCUCAGCAGCUCCAGUCUGACACAGCCGCCGUCUCUGACAUCUGAUUCUGAAGGGAAGAAACCUGCACAAGUUGUCAAAAAGGAGCCCAAGGAGCCCAAGAAGACAGAGUCCUGGUUCUCUCGUUGGCUGCCUGGGAAGAAAAGGACAGAAGCUUAUCUACCAGAUGACAAGAACAAAUCAAUUGUUUGGGAUGAAAAGAAGAACCAGUGGGUGAAUUUGAACGAACCAGAGGAGGAGAAGAAGGCUCCACCCCCACCGCCAACAUCGUUCCCCAGGGUUCCCCAGGUGGCUCCCACUGGGCCUGCAGGACCACCCACAGCCUCCGUGAAUGUGUUUUCUAGAAAAGCAGGGGGGUCCAGAGCUCGCUAUGUGGAUGUUCUGAACCCCAGUGGAACACAGCGGAGUGAACCAGCUCUUGCUCCUGCAGAUUUCUUUGCUCCUCUUGCCCCACUGCCAAUCCCUUCAAACUUAUUUGUACCAAACCCAGAUGCAGAAGAGCCACAGUCUGCAGAUGGGACUGGCUGUAGGGGACAGGCACCAGCUGGGACUCAGUCUAAGGCAGAGCCCACCCUGGAACCCAAGGUGGUAAGUUCUACAGAAUCAGUCCCUGGACCUGAACUCUUACCCUCCAAACCAGAUGGCGCCCAGGGAGGAGAGCUCUCGCGCUGUAGCUCUCUGAGCUCGCUCUCACAGGAAGUGAGCCGGCAUUUCCAUCAGGCUCCUGGAGACCACUAUCCUGCAGGGCUCCCUCCUGGUGGGUCUGUGCCCUUCUACAACCCUGCUCAGCUGGUGCAGGCCUCUGUCACCUCGGGGAAUUCAAGGCCAGGGAGAAUUGGCCAAAGAAAAUAUGCGGCAUUGAACUAGGAUUGCUGCUGGAUUCUUACUUGGAACCCUGAGAUGACUAGAUAUCUGUUCUUCACCAAGAACCAAACUAGCUGCCUCAGGUCUCGUGGAUCCCAGACGGACAUGGCAGUAACUCAGAGCCGGCCAUACUGUGUGUCUCCUUCCUUGCAGCCUAUGUAUAUGAAUUAUUGAAAAAUUGAUUUCAAGGUUCCUUUCAGAUGCUGGAUAGAAUGAAUCUAAUUCAAAGUCUUUUAUGUAAAAGAACAAUGUCUCUUUUUUAGUCACUUUAGACAAAUUAAGGUUUGAGUCACUUGAGAACACCCCUGAAGAGAAGCUAGACAGGGCUUCACAGAGGAGAGCACAGUUUCCUGAGAAGUGGUGCACACCAGCCAGGCCUCCUUAGUGCUGAGAGAAGAGUGGCUGCUUGCUUGCCUGGAGAGGACUGACUGCUGGGAUGUCUGGCCCGAGAGGAGCCCCAAGCUGCCCUGUCCUGUGAACCAUGGCGGGGACCUGGCAGCUCCUGAAAGGCUCACCAGAUGGGCCGCUCACAGGCUGGGGAGGAAGUGGUUACAAGGGCAUGUAUCUCCAGGAGUUUCCAGCCUCACUCCAUUUCUGUGGCCUGAUUAGUGCUGGGUGCAUUUUCCUGCUCAGAGCUUUUGCUCACGGCCCAGUCUCUGGGGAGAGUCCCAGGGAGCUGAUGUUCUGGAGCUGCUGAUCUGAUUGAGCAGGUCAGAAACUGGCUGCGUGCUGCACCUACUGCCUCCUAGCCCAGGGGGCUGUAUGGAGCCCUCUAGCUGACCCAGUGUCACCUGCACUUGCAGACAGCACUGAGAGACUUGGUGGGGUCUUGGAGUGGCUGUCCUAGCACAUACUCUGGAACUUUGCAUCUCUACCCCAAAGCCCACCGGGGACCUUCAGCAGCUACUCUCUGACUCGUCCACAUCACUUCAAGGAGCUGCCGCCCACCUGCCCGCCUGCCGGCCCGCAGGCCCGCCACAUUCAGACUCAGCUUUAAGGCUUCACUGACUUCCUAAACCUAAAAGAGGAGGGAAAAGAGAUUUAAAAUAUUUAUAAAAAUCAGCAGGUAGAAAACAUAAAUGGUUUGAUUGGUAUUAAAUCUAGAAAUUGUAGAACAUGGAAUUAGUACAGCUCUUCCUGGUUUUCUGGUUCCCUGCAUCAUCGAGGAAAGACUCACAGAAUGGCUUCCAGAACGUUCCAUAGAUGAGUGUGCUUGGACCCUCCUGUUCCUGUCAUUAAGAAAGGCCUGCCCCUAUGGGUCAGUAGCAACUUGUGUCCUUGCUGGGACCAGGCAGGACCCUUGCCUUUGGUGCAACCCUGCCCAGGCUCUGUGUUGACUGCCAACCAACCACUUUUGAUUCAAGAAGCUUCUUCCCUGGGAGCUGCUAUUUUUCCAAAAUUCACAUUGUUAAAUAAAAUAUUUUGGGCUCUCAAGUAA
Molecule: messenger RNA, 8790 nt
Organism: Apodemus sylvaticus (European woodmouse)
Lineage: Eukaryota; Metazoa; Chordata; Mammalia; Rodentia; Muridae
Gene: Sec16a
Product: SEC16 homolog A, endoplasmic reticulum export factor
Exons: 31
Coding region: 213-7355 (2380 amino acids)
Biological process (GO): COPII vesicle coat assembly; Golgi organization; autophagy
Cellular component (GO): endoplasmic reticulum exit site; ER to Golgi transport vesicle membrane
Source: RefSeq, a predicted model, not a curated record